GAGCUUCAGUGGAUUAUUUUUCAUCAAUAAUGCAUAACAAUAGUGAAAAUUGCUUAUGCAUUCACUGCUCCUCUCACAAUGCAUAGAAAAUACGCGACAGGUGCAGUGGGCGGGCGCGCCGGCGUCGGCGGCAGCAGCGCCAUGCACACGUCGCGGCACUCCGUCACCUCGUCCUCGGGCGUUCUCAUGGUUGGGCCCAACUUUCGAGUAGGCAAGAAGAUCGGCUGCGGCAACUUUGGGGAACUCAGACUCGGGAAAAAUCUCUACAACAAUGAACAUGUAGCGAUCAAGAUGGAGCCUAUGAAGUCGAAGGCUCCCCAGCUGCACUUAGAGUACCGAUUUUACAAGUUAUUAGGCACUCAUGCACCGUCAACGGCGGAAGGGAUCCCGGAGGUGUACUACUUCGGUCCUUGCGGUAAAUACAAUGCGUUGGUGAUGGAGCUAUUGGGUCCGUCACUCGAGGAUCUUUUCGACCUGUGCGGCCGUCGGUUCUCUCUAAAGACUGUCUUAAUGAUCGCUAUGCAGUUGUUACAUCGCAUCGAGUAUGUCCACACAAGACAUCUAAUAUACCGAGAUGUUAAACCAGAGAAUUUUUUGAUAGGUAGAACAGCAACUAAACGAGAAAAAAUCAUCCACAUCAUUGAUUUUGGUUUAGCCAAAGAAUAUAUAGACUUAGAGACAAACAAACAUAUCCCUUACCGGGAGCACAAGUCACUCACUGGGACCGCGAGAUACAUGUCAAUAAAUACACAUUUAGGAAAAGAACAAUCUAGACGCGACGACCUAGAGGCUCUCGGGCAUAUGUUUAUGUAUUUUUUACGUGGUUCCUUACCCUGGCAGGGUUUAAAAGCUGAUACACUCAAAGAAAGAUACCAAAAAAUUGGUGACACCAAACGGGCAACACCCAUUGAGGUGCUGUGCGAGGGGCACCCCGAGGAGCUGGCCACGUACCUGCGCUACGUGCGCCGGCUGGACUUCUUCGAGACGCCGGACUACGACCAGCUGCGGCGCAUGUUCCGCGACCUGUUCGAGCGGCGCGGCUACGUGGACGACGGCGAGUUCGACUGGACCGGCAAGACCAUGUCGACCCCAGUGGGAUCGAGCCAGACCGGACACGAGGUGGUGGUGUCUCCUAACCGAGAUAGACAUCAACCUUUCAAUAAGGGUGGGGUGAAGGACUCGGGGGGUACAGCGAACACGGGGGGCAACUGGCCCCACAGUGGAAAAGCUACCCCGCUCACUACGGGCCAUCUUACCCCGGCAGAUAGACAUGGAUCGGUACAGCUGUUGAAGAAUAAACAUUUUCGGUAUGUGAAAUUCCCCGGAUCAGUUACAACGGUGGUGUCAUCGACGAACGGCGAACUCGGGGCCGACGACCCCACCGCCGGUCACAGCAACACGCCGAUCACCCAGCCCCACCACGAGGUGGACGUCGUGGACGACACCAAGUCAGUGUUUCAGCUGCAAUCCUACUAUUCCAGGUGCUGCUGCUUCUUCAAGCGCAAAAAGAAGAAGUGUGCGGCGCGCGCGGGCAAGUGACGCGUGACGUGACCCGCCCCCCUGCAAGCCACCCUGCAAGCCACCCAGCACCCCGCCACCCCGCAGCCACCCCGGCACCCGCUUCCCGAACGAUCUCACCGACUCGGUAACACCCUUCAUGCAACGCAUCGAACACUCGGGGACUUUCAAAUCGUUCUAAUUUUCUCUUAUUCGUACUUGUCGAUUCUGACUCGCAUUUGUAGUCUGCGGUUGGUAUUUUGUUUUCUUUCUCGUGUAGCAUUAUGCGGCGAUGAGGGAAAGGGAUGGUCAUAGUGGCAACAGUGCGUCGCUGACUAGUUCCAGCCUAUUAUAUUAACCGAAUCAGAAGGGAAAGAUACGAAAGUAUUUAUCUUUCUCAACUCUAUAGGUUAACGUGUAGACUAGGGUAAAACCUAAUGUAAAAAGACACGGCUGAACUUAAGUACGGAUACUAUGUUAUUUUGCGCCUAUGGCGCUUGUAUUUUCAGCAGAAUAAGUUCAGCUGCGCUCUUUUCGUUAUAAUUAACCUUAUACUAUUUUGAAUAGGCUGUCCUUUUCAAAAUAGUGUAAUAGUGUUGAAAACAGAGGAUAUAAGAUACAAGAGUCUCUUUACCUUAACUUAUUAACUAUACUAAGGUUGUUCUCCACACUUUACCAUAGCACUAGUUGAUCAGCAACGAUCGAAAUAGAAUAUAUAUAUAUUACAUAUAGAGUACAUUAUCUCCUUUUCAAACCCCAGAAUGAUUAAAAAUAAUAGGAAAAAAAAUCAAAACAAUAUUUUUUUUUAUUAAUGUUUUUUUAUACUUACAAUUACAAAAAUUUUCUUAAUAAACUACCGUGGUAAAGCAGUGUUAGUCACACAUGAAAAAUAUAGAACAAAAUCAAGAAUUGUUUAAUUAAAUUAAAUUUCGAAAGUAAAUAUAAACAACAAUCUCGUAUUCCAUAUUAUUAAGUAACAUUAAAUCCAUAUAUUAUAAACGUAAUUAGUAAACAUUAAAAUAAUGGGUACGUAUUCAGGUUUCUUUCAAAUGCAACAACUGGUUGUGAAUCGGAAUAAACACUAUAAUUGUCCAUUCGUCAAGGGUCAAAGGAUAACACCUUACCGGAACGUACCCAUAUAUAACACUAAUUAGAAAGAUCAUUACUAGGGAUGCACAUUACGAUUUCAUUUUUAUGAAGAUCGAUUUAAUUGAAUACGAUUUGGCGAUUAUUUGAAUCGAUUCAUUUCAAUGCGAUUUUUAAGCGAAUCGAUUCAAUAUUAAGGCCAAUUUAAUCGUCUAGAUUGUAUUCAUAAUUUAAACAAAAGUCUCAUAAAGAUGAGGACAAUGCUUUGGGCAUUAAGUUAUAUGAAAUUAUUAUUGAAAGUUUAGUUAGAUGUAAAGGAUUGGCAAUUAAAUCAUGUAAUAAUUAUUACAAAUUUUCAAACGAUUUUUAUGAGAUCAAUUCAAGAGGAGAGAAAAAUACAAUACAACUCUAUGUUUACGCGUUACGCUCGGUAUGUGUAACACGUAAAUAUACUCUUUAGGUAAACAUAGACUUUAGGUAAAAAUACUCUGGCUAUGGUCAAAUGUGGAGAACAACCCGCGUAGCACCCAACUCAGCAUGAUGGGCUUCAAUCGUGUCAGAAUCGAUAUAAUUCAUCGCAAAGCUUCUAGCACCGUCUAGCGUAUAUGGUUUCAUCAAAAUUGUAUUAGUAAUUGUUUUUUAACGCGCUAAUAUUUAAAUAAAAAGUGACAGUCGCGAACUUUCGAACGAUUUCGAGACCGAAUUUCCUAUCGGGAAGUGUUUAAUGUCGAUUAUUACCUUAUAAAACGUAAUUUCGGAUAAACUUAGUCAAAUACCGUAAUGAUACGAAAUAUUCAAGGCUCAUGUGGGGAAAAUGGCGUAAGUAAUAAAUUUUAAAAAUGUGCGGGUGGCUGUCUUCGUUUUUGUGUUCCCGUCCGUAGAAAAUUACGUUUCGUUUCACCGUCACUAAAUUCACCGUGAAAUGAAAGGUAGAAACAUAUUGUGUCAAAUCACACUGGAAUUAUAUUUAAUGUAAUUAGAAACAGUUGAAAAGUGUUCUUAAUUAUCGCCGAACGGAGAUUAUUGUAGGUUUUAAGAGAGAACCUCGAGUGUGAAUCACUUUUAAAAUAUGUUUCUAAAGCGCCAUUUGCAUUAUUCUAAUCGACGUGUGCUUAAUGGGUUAUUCCAAAUUAUUUAUUUAAAUGAAAUACAAUACAAAAAGUAAUAAGAUAAACAUUUGAAAUGGGUCUGUGACAAAGAGUACUAUGGAGUUACUAUAACUAAUUGUAGCAAAUAACCUUUCGCACUGAAAUUAUCAUAAUGUAAAUGUGGUUUUACUCCUUUCAUCUUACGAAGUCGCGCAUCUACCCUCACUCGCAUAAAUUGUGUCCAUUCCAACUCAGCGUUCGAACAAAUCACCCGAUUUGUACAUUAGUUCAUUUAUCAUUAUAUAAACUGCUGUAGUUAUAAUGAACUCUGCAUUCGUUCACUUGACCGGUUCCGAGUUGAAUUUUUUAUGUACACAUUUCAUCAAAUAAAUUAUAUGUCGCCGGGUAAAACUUGAAAACCUCGUAAUUACGUUUUUCGGACGUUGACAUCUCAAACGUCCAGAAAUCGAGUCCGGGACCUCGAGAGAUGACAACACCAUGAAAGUCGGUGUACAAGCUGCUUUACCACAGAGAUUGGCAAAUAGAAAGUCAUAUAAUUAUUUCUGGUAAUGCUGUAUUUUGUGCGUACUCAAAAGUUCACGGGUUACGUCAAUUAGUGUUGUAAGGGACGAUAUGAUAUAUCAUAUGUGGUAUAAUUUUGUUCUGCAAAAAUUAACUUCACCUUUUAUUAAUAACGUGUAUAGCUCUCAGUGGCACUGCAAAUGUUAUGGACAGGCGUGUCGCUUACCAUCAGGGGCACGACUUAUUCGUCCCUUCACUUAUCAUACAAAAAUAUAUAGCCAAUCUUUGCAAUUGAAAACAGAAUAUUUAAAUAAGUGUAAUUUAAGUCAAAUGAAACUUGCUCAUUUUUACUUUUAUUCAAAAAUAACGUUAAAAGAUGGUUACCCUUAUUUAUAUAUAUAGGUUGAUUUAAAUCAGAUUAAAGUUGUACCUCUUUGCCACUGUACACGCAAGAAAAAGAGCGAUUUGAAAAAGUACUGCUUUAAAGUUUUUGUAACCGAAAUUGAACUUAAAAACCGAAAAUUAUGGAAACAACAAAAAGCAAAUUAUAUUAGAGGUAAACUCCCAAUAGCGCAAACGUCUAUUGACUAUAAUGCAGUAUUAAGUUACACGCUCUGAAUGUUUUGCUUUGAUAAAGUAAAAUACAGUAUUAUAGUUAGUGACAUCUAAUAAUAUAGAACUUUUGUGUAACUCGCUGAUAGUUUCAUUGGCAAUAUACUAAUUUAGAUGUGCUAAGUGGGUUAGCUACACUAUUAUUGCGUUUGCAGAAUAACCCACUUAGCUCACAUAAAUUAGUAUAAUAAAAAUAGCGAAUUAUUGAUUUAAAAGUACAGUCGGCUCAAUCGGAGCGAACGUUUGCAGAGUUAAUUACGUAUCGCUUUGUCCCAUUUGUGUUAGGCAAUGAAAUAUUAUUUUUUUACGUCCUCGGCGAGUUUUAAUCGUGAAUGCAGUGAGUUUUGUUAUGUUAGUAAUGAAACACGUACCAAUAUUAAAGUGACUAUCUUGUGUUUGUACGAGUUACGGUGAUCGGUGUAUUGAAUAUUGGAGUUUUAAAUUAACUCGUAUGUUUUAAGCAAAUAAGGCUUGAAAUCGGAAUGCAAAUUCCAAACGACCUCAAGGUGCAGACGGCAAAUAUAAUGGUAGUGGAAAGUGUAGUAUAUAAGCCAUAUAGCAUUGUUAGUCAAUCUCCUAGAUGGGUUUGUGAUAUACAAUUAUUUAUCAAGUGUGUUCUCUUCAUUGCGUCUGCAUUUUUACCGUGAACGUUAAGAAAUUCUUCUUUUAAUGUAGACCACGCUGUCGUAGGGGAGGUCCGAUCUAUUUUGUCACUUUUGAUUGCGACGUCCAUCUUGUAUUCGGCCAUAUUGACAUUUAGCACAGUUUGCCAACACGAGAUUUAAAACUGGUGCAAUGUUCAACACACCGAUUGUAUGCAUAUUUAUAAAUUAUAGUUUUAUUAAGUCAAACAAUUUAACUAAGUUCAGUUUGUGCGAGGUACUUGUAUGAUAACAAUAUGUAUAUGUUAUUGGCACUUUCCUAUAGUGAUGCCACCUACUUUCCUAUCUUUAUUUAUACCGGGGUGCCUGGAAACGCUGGAAUAAACCUUUUAGCGGGAGAACUAGACAUGAAUUGCCCUCGUUUAGCUUUAUUCCACGUUUGCAGAUACCCCUUAUUGCUGUAGUUUGAGAAAAUGAGGUAACUUCAUGCGAUUUUAUGCAAUAGGUAAGGAAGCUAUAGAGUAAACGAAUUAUUUUCAACAGAAUUGCAGUGUGAUGACGUUGUUGCUCUUAAAAAUUAAAAUAAACAUUGGUUGAUUAUAAUUUGACAUAAUGUAUGUUAAACGUGCAAUAAUUUGUGUAGAAAUUCACAUCGUUACAAUAGAUAAUAAAAUUUAGAUUUUUUUUUUCAUAAUAAGUCAAGAGAAUUAGUUUGAAUCGAUGUAAACGAUGGAGUCCCGAAUGAACUGACUUC
This is a messenger RNA of Hyposmocoma kahamanoa, 6161 nucleotides long. RefSeq names its product casein kinase I (gene gish). Gene Ontology annotation, biological process: positive regulation of canonical Wnt signaling pathway; peptidyl-serine phosphorylation; signal transduction. The transcript has 13 exons. The record is from RefSeq and is a predicted model, not a curated record. Gene Ontology annotation, molecular function: protein serine/threonine kinase activity; ATP binding. Gene Ontology annotation, cellular component: cytoplasm; plasma membrane; nucleus. Bases 79 to 1539 code for a protein of 486 amino acids. NCBI's taxonomy places the organism in Eukaryota, Metazoa, Arthropoda, Insecta, Lepidoptera, Cosmopterigidae.